GAAACAACCACACCAGCCACAACAACUGAGAGCACAACUGUAAAUACAACUGAGACAACUACACCAACCACAACAACAACAACAGAAUCAACAUCAGCCACAACAACUGAGAGCACAACUGUUAGUACAACUGAAACAUCUACACCAGCCACAACAACUGAGAGCACAACUGUUAGUACAACUGAGACAACUAUACCAGCCACAACAACAGAAUCAACAUCAGCCACAACUACUGAGAGCACCACUGUUAGUACAACUGAAACAACUACACCAGCCACAACAACUGAGAGCACAAAUGAAACAACUACACCAGCCAGAACAACUGAGAGCACAACUGUUAGUACAACUGAAACAACCACGCCAGCCACAACAACUGAGAGCACAACUAUUAGUACAACUGAAACAACUACACCAGCCAGAACAACUGAGAGCACAACUGUUAGUACAACUGAAACAACUACACCAACCACAACAACAGAAUCAACCUCAGCCACAACAACUGUUAGUACAACUGAAACAACUACACCAGCCACAACAACUGAGAGGACAACUGUUACUACAACUGAGACAACUACACCAGCACCACCAACAACAACAACAGAAUCUUCAACAUCAACAAAAACUGAGAGCACAACUAGCACAACUGUCAGUACAACUGAAACAACUACACCAGCCACAACAACUGAGAUCACAACUUUUAGUACAACUGAGACAACUACACCUGCCACAACAACUGAGAUCACAACUGUUAGUACAACUGAGACAACUACACCAACCACAACAACAGAACCAACAUCAGCCACAACAACUGAGAGCACAACUGUUAGUACAACUACACCAGCGACAACAACUGAGAGCACAACUGUUAGUACAACUGAAACAACCACACCAGCCACAACAACUGAGAGCACAACUGUUAGUACAACUGAGACAACUACACCAACCACAACAACAGAAUCAACAUCAGCCACAACAAUUGAGAGCACAACUGUUAGUACAACUGAGACAACUACACCAACCACAACAACAGAAUCAACAUCAGCCACAACAACUGAGAGCACAACUGUUAGUACAACUGAGACAACUACACCAACCACAACAACAGAACCAACAUCAGCCACAACAACUCAGAGCACUACUGUUAGUACAACUGAAACUACACCAGACACAACAACUGAGAGCACAACUGUUAGUACAACUGAAACAACUAUACCAACUACAACAACAGAAUCAACAUCAGCCACAACAACUGAGAGCACAACUGUUAGUACAACUGAAACAACCACACUAGCCACAACAACUGAGAGCACAACUCUUAGUACAACUGAAACAACUACACCAGCCACAACAACUGAGACCACAACUGUUAGUACAACCGAGACAACUACACCAGCCACAACAACUGAGAGCACAACUGUUAGUACAACUGAGACAACUACACCAACCACAACAACAACAACAACAACAACAGAAUCAACAUCAGCCACAACAACUGAGAGCACAACUGUUAGUACAACUGAAACAACUACACCAGCCACAACAACUGAGAGCACAACUGUUAGUACAACUGAGACAACUACACCAACCACAACAACAGAAUCAAUAUCAGCCACAACAACUUUGAGCACAACUGUUAGUACAACUGAAACAACUACACCAGCCACAACUGAGAGCACAACUGUUAGUUCAACUGAGACAACUACACCAGCCACAACAACUGAGAGCACAACUGUUAUUACAACUGAAACAACUACACCAACCACAACAACUGAGACCACAACUAUUAGUACAACCGAGACAACCACAACAACUGUGAGCACAACUGUUAAUACAACUGAGACAACUACACCAACCACAACAACAACAACAGAAUCAACAUCAGCCACAACAACUGAGAGCACAACUGUUAGUACAACUGAAACAUCUACACCAGCCACAACAACUGAGAGCACAACUGUUAGUACAACUGAGACAACUAUACCAGCCACAACAACAGAAUCAACAUCAGCCACAACUACUGAGAGCACAACUGCUAGUACAACUGAAACAACUACACCAGCCACAACAACUGAGAGCACAAAUGAAACAACUACACCAGCCAGAACAACUGAGAGCACAACUGUUAGUACAACUGAAAGCACAACUGUUAGUACAACUGAAACAACCACGCCAGCCACAACAACUGAGAGCACAACUAUUAGUACAACUGAAACAACUACACCAGCCAGAACAACUGAGAGCACAACUGUUAGUACAACUGAAACAACUACACCAGCCACAACAACUGAGAGCACAACUGUUAGUACAACUGAAACUACUACACCAGCCACAACAACUGAGACCACAGCUGUUAGUACAACUGAGACAACUACACCAGCCACAGCAACUGAGAGCACAACUGUUAGUACAACUGAAACAACCACACCAGCCACAACAACUGAAAGCACAACUGUUAGUACAACUGAAACAACUACACCAGCCACAACUGAGAGCACAACUGUUAUUACAACUGAAAUAACUACACCAGCCACAACAACUGAGAGCACAACUGAAACAACUACACCAACCACAACAACUGAGACCACAACUGUUAGUACAACUGAAACAACCACACCAGCCACAACAACUGAGAGCACAACUGUUAGUACAACUGAAACAACUACACCAACCACAACAACAGAAUCAACAGAAUCAACAUCAGCCACAACAACUGAGAGCACAACUGUUAGUACAACUACACCAGCCACAACAACAGAGAGAUCAACUGUUAGUACAACUGAAACAACCACACCAGCCACAACAACUGAGAGCACAACUGUAAAUACAACUGAGACAACUACACCAACCACAACAACAACAACAGAAUCAACAUCAGCCACAACAACUGAGAGCACAACUGUUAGUACAACUGAAACAUCUACACCAGCCACAACAACUGAGAGCACAACUGUUAGUACAACUGAGACAACUAUACCAGCCACAACAACAGAAUCAACAUCAGCCACAACUACUGAGAGCACAACUGUUAGUACAACUGAAACAACUACACCAGCCACAACAACUGAGAGCACAAAUGAAACAACUACACCAGCCAGAACAACUGAGAGCACAACUGUUAGUACAACUGAAACAACCACGCCAGCCACAACAACUGAGAGCACAACUAUUAGUACAACUGAAACAACUACACCAGCCAGAACAACUGAGAGCACAACUGUUAGUACAACUGAAACAACUACACCAACCACAACAACAGAAUCAACCUCAGCCACAACAACUGUUAGUACAACUGAAACAACUACACCAGCCACAACAACUGAGAGGACAACUGUUACUACAACUGAGACAACUACACCAGCACCACCAACAACAACAACAGAAUCUUCAACAUCAAACACCAAUAAUAACAGAAUCUGCAACAGCCAUGACAACUGA
This is a messenger RNA of Ctenopharyngodon idella (grass carp), 3435 nucleotides long. Its product is annotated as mucin-2-like. The annotation marks the transcript as partial. The transcript has 4 exons. NCBI's taxonomy places the organism in Eukaryota, Metazoa, Chordata, Actinopteri, Cypriniformes, Xenocyprididae. The record is from RefSeq and is a predicted model, not a curated record.